GUUACACGUGCGAGGUUAAAGUCGAAAGAGUUGGAUGUUUUAUUGAUAAAAGUCGACCACUUGAUAAAUUGCUUGUUUAUCGUCGAAUACCAUACAACCACGAAGAACAAGAGGUUGCUCUGCCACGGUAUAAUGAUCAUGCAUAGUAAGGCCUGUGAGGGCCAUUUUCCAUCUGCCCGCGCGGGUGGAGCAGCCAAUUUUCAUCACGUGAAAAAUCAGUCGCGCGGGUACGCCAAGAAAGUUGAAUGUACACACGUAAAAACGCACAAGUUGUAACAAGUUGUUACAAAUCUGUUCACAAGCUGUCAACAAGUUGUGUUCGCACUUGCUUGUUCUCAGUUUGUUGGAACAAGUUUGAAACAAGCUGUUGACAACUUGUAACAAGCUUGAUGGCAUUACCAGCCUUGUUACAAGACUUACAGCCAUGAUAUAACAAGGAUGUUACAAGGUUGUUAACACAAGGUUGUAACAAUCUUGUUAUAUCAAGCAUGUAACGGACUUGUCAGAACAACCUUGCAACAAGUCUGAUAAUUUCGACAAGGUUGUUACAAGUUAUUCCAAACCUGUUGAAUUGCCAACUUGUGACAAGCAGUGUGAACGGAUUGUUGGCAGACUUGUUACAAGUUGUGCGUUUUUAUGUGUGUAGUUCUACUUUCAUCAUGGCUUGUCCGCGAGCAGUCAGGCGGACAAAAAAUGCACAGGUUAGGCAACUACAGAGAAAGUUGAGUAAUGUUCGCUCCGCCCGCGCAAAACUAAAGACUGCAAUGGAAAAUAGCCUUAAUGAUUACCUACAACGCUUGCGCAUUUAGGCCCCAGUUACACGAUACCGGAUUCGUAUCGGAGCGACAUAAAUUUAAGGUGUUUUCCAGUCUUGUCUGCUCUUACAACUUUUCAUAUUUGAAGUUUUUUUAAAAUUAUGUUAUAUUAUCAUCAUUUUAAGUGCCAAAUUCACCUCGAAGUAGUAAACGAAUGCGGGCCUUAGUAACUGGGCCUUAGUUAGAGACGCACAUUUUGCGUAAUGACGUUGUGCUGUAAUGUUUUAACUACCUGGUUCUGUAUUCUGUGUUUAGACUGUUAUGCGACUGCGCAGUAAAAGCACAGUUACAAGGUUACCACUAUAUUGGUCUUCAGUAUUACGCAGAAUGCUGGACCAGUAGUGAAUCAGAACCACACUAUGGCAGAGAUGGUCCAAGUACAGACAAAUGUUUUAAUGCAGAGUUUCGACCAUGUUCUCAAGAUGAUAGCGAGUGCGUCGGAGGUGCGCGCGCAAAUUUUAUCUACAAAAUUGUUCACCAAG
This is a messenger RNA of Paramuricea clavata, 1297 nucleotides long. NCBI's taxonomy places the organism in Eukaryota, Metazoa, Cnidaria, Anthozoa, Malacalcyonacea, Plexauridae. The record is from the annotation of a GenBank genome assembly.